Molecule: messenger RNA, 485 nt
Organism: Enhydra lutris kenyoni (northern sea otter)
Lineage: Eukaryota; Metazoa; Chordata; Mammalia; Carnivora; Mustelidae
Product: thymosin beta 15B
Exons: 3
Coding region: 72-209 (45 amino acids)
Biological process (GO): regulation of cell migration; actin filament organization
Cellular component (GO): cytoplasm
Molecular function (GO): actin monomer binding
Source: RefSeq, a predicted model, not a curated record
UGUGGAGCGGCGUUGGUCCAGCCGUUGUCAUUUCAACCGUCUUCAAGUCAUCAGCCUUUCUAUUAGUCAAGAUGAGUGAUAAGCCAGAUUUGUCUGAAGUGGAGAAGUUCGACAGAUCAAAACUGAAGAAAACUAAUACUAAAGAAAAAAAUACUCUUCCCUCAAAGGAAACUAUCCAGCAGGAGAAAGAGUGUGUUCAAACUUUGUAAGAUGGGAAUCUCCUCCCAAGUGCAGUUUUCAGCAAUGCUUGAGUGUCAUGGUUUUGGGCUUGUUUUUUUUUUGUUUUUUUGUUUUUUUGUUUUUUUGUUUUUUUUUGUAAACCUAUGUGCUUGUAGAGGUUUUAGGCACCUUCUGAUACUUCACACUCAUACUCCCUGGCUAAGAAGUCAGGAGUAGCCAAUGUUCCCUUAUAUUCAUUUUUAAACUUCCAUUGGUACAUAAACUCCAGCUGGCAAAUGUCCAUAAUCUCACCAUUGAUGACCUUU